This is a messenger RNA of Oncorhynchus mykiss (rainbow trout), 2696 nucleotides long. Its product is annotated as A-type voltage-gated potassium channel KCND2-like. Gene Ontology annotation, molecular function: protein binding; A-type (transient outward) potassium channel activity. The record is from RefSeq and is a predicted model, not a curated record. NCBI's taxonomy places the organism in Eukaryota, Metazoa, Chordata, Actinopteri, Salmoniformes, Salmonidae. Gene Ontology annotation, cellular component: postsynaptic membrane; dendritic spine; neuronal cell body. Gene Ontology annotation, biological process: protein homooligomerization; potassium ion transmembrane transport; action potential.
ACAGAUAUGGAGACAUGGUUCCUAAAACCAUUGUAGGGAAGAUCGUUGGUUCUGUCUGUUCCCUGAGCGGUGUGUUGGUCAUCGCUCUGCCCGUGCCCGUCAUCGUGUCCAACUUCAGCCGCAUUUACCACCAGAGCCAGCGGGCAGACAAGAGACGCGCCCAAAAGGCAUCAAAGGCAGCAGGCCAGGCGCUGGUGUGCAAAGCCAACCCCAUGUUCGAUACGCACCACAAUCACCUAUUGCACUGCCUGGAAAAGACCACGAAUCAUGAGUUUGUGGAUGAGCAAACGUUUGAGACCAGCCUACUGGAGGUUUCCAUGGCGAAGCACCCGCAUCUCUCCCCCUCCCUCUCCUCUGGCUCCUCCUCCCAAGGCCUGUCGUGCUGCUCGCGACGCAACAAGAGGAAGAGCUUCAACGUGCCCAACUCCAACAUGACUGGAGGGCAUAGGAACAGCAUCCAGGAGCUUAGCACCAUCCACAUCAGAGAGAGACCCAUCACUAACAGUCGCUCCAGUCUAAACGCUAAGUUUGAGGAGACGGUGCCUCUGAACUGCAAGCAACCCUACAUCACGGCGGCCGUCAUCACGCUGCCUAUGCCGCCCGUCACCACGCCCGAGGACGACGACUCCGCCUCCUCCCCAGACUACUCCCAGGCCAACAUCGUCAGGGUGUCUGCCCUCUAGGCCCCUUGCCCCACCCACAACCAUCACCAUCAUGGUAGUCCUAAAACGGAGAGAGAGAGAGAAAGAGAUAGAUAGAGAAGCGAGACCCUUCCCAGCUCCAAUCAGAGAAGGGCGUUUGCAGGAGGGAAAGGGGUAAGGGGAGGUGUGGUGGUUUAGUGGGCUGCAGGACACUUUUUGUUUUCCUACACGGAGCUACUACACGUCUGCUCUUGUGGUGAAAUCACAUUGCAGUGUAAAGCUGCAGCACAAAGCCCCGCCUUGGAUUUGUUGGUGGGGGAGAGACUGUGUUGCCGUGGCGACUGAGAUUAGCGCCUAGCAACGGACACACAAAUGGAGAGCAUUUAGCCACCUGGCUAACUAACUAACUGCAGCUACUCCUUCCAAACACUCUUCAAGAGAGAACUUACCAUUACUAAUUUUUCUAUAUUGUGUGUCUUUAAAUGUGAUGUCUUAAAACUGGAAUGGGGGAGGUGGAAUUUGUUUUGUUUUUUAUUGUUCGUUAAGGCAGUGAUUUUGACUAGAGGAGAUGUAUAUUUGUAUGUUCUGAAAUGUGUGGAGUAGGAGAGAAAAGAAAAAGACAUUUAAAAUAUUUUGACAAAAAGGAGAGCAAGGGGUGUAUGCACUGUGUACAUAUGUUCCUACCUUAUCAGAACCAGAAUGUCUGGACAAGUCACCAAAAUGUCCUGACAAGGUAGGAAAACAAGAAAAUGUUUGAAAAGUCAGGACGGAAUUUGUUAAAAUCCAAUUUUAAGCUUAAGGGUUAGGUUUAUGGUUUGGGUUAGGUUUGGGGUUAAGUUUAAGGUUAGGAGUUAAGGUUUAGGGUUAGAGGUUUGGGCUUAAGGUUAAGGUUAGGUUAAGGGCAGAGUAUGUGAGUGGAGUGGAGUGGAGGAGUGGCCAAUUUGACUGAAGCUCAUCAUCCUUCUCGCCCGCUUCGAUUUCGCUCCAGUAGCGCUCACUUCAUGAGCUCAGGGCAUGCCCGGGCAAGCAUGCAUUUUUAUUUAAGCCCCUUACUUUAACUACUGUCAUGGAGUUCGUUCAAUAUUUUCUUAAAGAAACUGAUAAAACACACAGGUGCAAAAUCAAGGUGACUUACAAAGAUGAGGACCAAGAGCAAGAGAGGGAGUGUGGUGAUGUAACUAAAGAAUCCUUGUGGAAUCUGAAAAGAGACAUAUCUCGAAAGCAUGAUGGUGUACUUAUUACGGGCACAUGCUAAAAGAAAGGAACGAGGUGGGUGCUAAUUAAAGUGUGUCAUUGUAGCAAAGUAUUUAUCAACUAAAAAUCAGAUCUCUUAAAAGUUUACUUCAUUUUUGCUCUAUUAUCUAUACAACACAAUUGAUUUGUCCCAAUAGGCCUGGCAUAUUCCAACUUUCAAGGAGCUUUCUGUUUUGAUUGGCAUUUUUCAUUGAAUUUGUAUUUAAUUCUAAGUAAGUCACAGCCGAUAUGCACAAUUUAUAGACUAUGAUUUAAUACAACAAAAUAUUGUUUAAAUGCUGAGAGCUUAAUGUCCCUGACUCCCUACCAGCCUAGUGUGUAGCACUCGCUAAUGCUUCACAAUGUAUUUCUUUGUAAGCUAUAGCCUUGAAAUAAUUGAAAUAAUAUAGCAUAAGUAAUUCAUUUCCAUUCCUUCUUAGGCUCCAUGUCUGGCUCCUGACCUAUUUAGAAUAUGUACCAGUGUUGUAGUACUCGGGUCUCGAGUUCAUCGGUCUUGGAUACAUUUGUACUCGGCCUUGACUUGUUCUAGGACAGUGAGGACUCAUAAUUUCUUUCUGAGACCAGCGCAAUAAAAAAACUCAUAAUUAUCAGCUUCCAUUCAGUCAGCACAUAAAACCGCUUCACCAGGCCAAAUAUAUACACUCCUUUCUGGAAACACUAAGACAGUGUGUUAACAGUCUUUAUAUCUAUUAUAGACAUGUUUCUGCAGUGGUGAACCUAUAGAUCUUCAGUGUGUGACAGGUUAGUACAGUGGUGAACCUAUAGGUCUUCAGUGUGACAGGUUAGUACAGUGGUGAACCU